Molecule: messenger RNA, 673 nt
Organism: Closterium sp. NIES-65
Lineage: Eukaryota; Viridiplantae; Streptophyta; Zygnematophyceae; Desmidiales; Closteriaceae
Source: the annotation of a GenBank genome assembly
AUGAGUGGCAUGACUCACGACGACCCUGAAAACCCGCCUCUGCACCAAUCACUUUUCCCCGCGCACGUCCGAGCGAGGGAUGCGGCGGAACCAUCGGCGGGAAUCGCGGGGCCGCGCGGAGAAGAGCUGCAAGUGGCGAGACCAGUAGAAGGACCAGCGGCGCCGGGGCAAGGAGCGGAAUGUCCAGAGGCGGGGAAAGUGGGGGGAAGCGGAGGGGGAAGAUGGGGCCGCGCUGAGCUGUCAGCGGCGGAGAAUGGCGCAGCGCCCGCGGUAAGGGGCGCGAGCGGCGGAAGGGGAACGCGCGGCGGAAGGGGAGCGGGUGGCGGAAGGAAGCGGCGGAAGCGGAUUGCAGUGGCGCGCACAGUCCUGGGAUGCGCGUGCGCGCUGCUGGCGCUUCUGGGGGUUGCGCUGAUGGCGCGGAGGGGGGAAGACGGCGGAAUCUCGGGCGCGUGGCUCGCAGCCGAACCUCUGCUGGUCCACCCCUCUCUGGAGCCCUCCCCUCUGCUGCUGCGGGGCCUGGGUAGCUUUACACCCGAGACUGAUAUGCGUAAGGUGGAGCAAGUGCGAAGAGAAAGCACCUAUGUCCCACCCGUUGUUCAGCGCGUUUAUAUCGACAUUUCAGGAGCCAGCAUGACAUUUAAGGAUGAAAUACAGGUCCAGAACCCCAUCAAUG